Cooperia oncophora is the source of this 912-nucleotide messenger RNA. The record is from the annotation of a GenBank genome assembly. Lineage: Eukaryota; Metazoa; Nematoda; Chromadorea; Rhabditida; Trichostrongylidae.
AUGGCCAACGAUCUGAUGCAGUUUGCAAACGGACGAGUUUUCAUUGACUAUCUAUAUCCAGAUGAUGCCUCGAAGACAAUGAUCAGAAACACAGCUGGAGGAGUGAUUCAAAAUGUGAUCCAUUCCUUCCAAGGGAUGAUCGAUCAAUUAGACUGGAUGACUCCUGAAAUCAAGAAGAAAGCAAAUGAAAAGACUAACGGAAUUGGGAUGAUCGAUCAAUUAGACUGGAUGACUCCUGAAAUCAAGAAGAAAGCAAAUGAAAAGACUAACGGAAUUGUGCAAAACAUCGCCUUCCCUGAUUGGAUCAUGAACAAUACACUUCUCGAUGCGUACUACUCCGAUCUCACGUUUGAUGCUACCAAAGAGAAUUACUACGACAUUUGGACCAAACUUAUACUGGCUGUUCUUUACCAGAAACCUACAAUUUCAGUGCAAAACAUCGCCUUCCCUGAUUGGAUCAUGAACAAUACACUUCUCGAUGCGUACUACUCCGAUCUCACGUUUGAUGCUACCAAAGAGAAUUACUACGACAUUUGGACCAAACUUAUACUUUUCAAUCUUGGUCUGCAAUACAAGCAGCUGACAGCACCAACAACUGAUCGCAAAGAUUUCCUUGGACAACCUGGUACAGUCAACGCUUGGUAUCAGCCCGAGUUGAACUCCAUCACCUUCCCUGCCGGUAUUCUCCAACCACCCUACUUCCAUCCUAAGUGGCCAGCUUCAAUAAAUUAUGGUGGAAUGGGUCUUGUCGCAGGACACGAAUUGACUCACGGAUUCGAUGAUGAAGGUGUUCAGUGGGGACCGGGAGGAGAAAUGGUACUCCCGGCGAAUAAAAACUGCACAGGUUGGAUGGACGAGGAUUCAACUGCUGGAUUCAACUCAAUGGCACAAUGCGUUAUCAAGGGUAUGUAA